AUGGAAGCUUUGUUUAGUAUCAUUAUUGUAUUUAUACUUAUUCCAUCUUAUUUAUGCAUAAAUAACUUAAUUUAUAUACUUUCACAUAUACCUACGACUACUAUAAAUUCAGUAUUACGUUCGAAAGGUUUGAUAUUAACAAAUGAUACAUAUGUAAAACAUUUAUCAGCAGCAACUGUUGAUUUACUCCAAUCAACAGAAACACUUGCAACAGUGAAUAACAGUCAAUCGAUCGUAAUUCAAUGGAAUACAGGCGAUUGUACAUAUCCAUCAGCAUUGGCUACGACAUAUUCAACGGAAAUUGUCUCUAUACCCAUUUGUUUUACUCAAGUGUGUACACUCAACAAUAUUUUGCAACUAACAAUUACAAGUGAACAAUUAGGAGCGGCAGCAGCUAUAUUUAUGGAUUAUUAUUCUUUACAUUAUUUUACGAUGAUUUUAAGCGAUUCAAAUGAAUUCUAUUCGAAUGUAGCACAACAGUUUUCUAGUUAUUUAAUUCAAAGAUCUCAUCUUUUUGAAAGAUUGAUACCUAUGUCAAAUUUUUCUUCGUCAUCAUCGUUAAUUUAUUCACUAAAAAGUCGAGUCUUUUUUGUGAUAUGUUCAUACAGUGAAGAACUCUCACUUUAUUCAACUAUUUCAUCUAAUUAUCAAUCAAUGACGUCAGCCAUGGGAAAUGUGAUUUUUAUAUUUGUUCGUUGGUCUCAUCAUUUUCUUAGUUUUUAUACUUCACGAUUUUCACCAAACAUAACAUCAUAUCGGCCAUCAUCGUUUCCUAUACUUCAUCUUUUGCCCUUGGAUAUUAGAAUGACAAAUACUUUAAAUGGUCUUAUUUCAAAUUAUGAUCAAUUAAUAAAUUCAACAGCAAAUGUAACAUUUUCUGAUGAUAUUGUUUUUAUCUUUAAUGAACUUGAAAAUGUUGAUUUAUUACUACAAACAUCAGCAAUAAAUUUAACAUCAACAAAUCAAUCAACUAUACUUGGUCCAAUAACAUUUGAUAGUAAUCUAAAACGUUCUUUUAUUCAUUCAUUGAUUGGUUUACAAUGCAAUGGUAGCUGGGCUAUAUUUAAAUAUAUAAAUUCAGCAAUAACAAAUUCUAAUAAUAGUGUAAAUGCAUGCAUUAAUUAUCCCUUCGAUGAUAUAACAAUAGUGGUAGUAGACAAUACCGGCUGGCAUAUACUGCGUAUUGCACUUUUUACAUUGUUGGGUGUAGCUGUAGUAUGUGUUGCUGCACUAAUAGCUUUCUUUAUUAUUCGAAAUCAACGUAACCGUAAACAAUUAUCUAAAGGUCCAAAUAAAAUUAUUUUACUACCUGAUGAUUUAAUGUUUGUUAUGCCAAAAGGUUCUAUAUUUACAAGCAAAGUUAAUUUAAAAAAUGAAGCACACGAACGUAGUAAUAUGUCGAUACGUAGUGAAGAAAUUCAAGCUGGAAAAACAGCUCGCUACAAUGGUGAUUUAGUCGAAGUCAAAAAAUUACAUAUUGGCCCAUUAUCACUUCGUACAAAAGUCAUGCGACAAUUACGCCAAUUGAAAGAUUUACGACACGAAAAUGUGAACACUUUUAUUGGACUCUUUAUCGAUCAAAAUGCGCCAGCAUUAAUAUUGGAAUAUGGUCAUCGAGGCAGUCUCGAAGAUAUUCUCAAAAAAGAAGAGAUAAAACUUGACUGGAAUUUUAAAUGGUCAAUGCUAAAUGAUCUUGUUCGAGGUAUGAGAUAUUUAUGUAAUUCAUCGAUACGUUGUCAUGGCAAUUUAAAAUCCCGAAAUUGUAUUGUUGAUUCACGUUGGGUAUUGAAAGUAACAGAUUAUCAUUUGAAUGAAACAUAUGCUUUACAAAAUGCUCCAAGACAAGUUGAUAUCAUUGAUCUUUUAUGGAUGGCACCGGAACACAUUCGAACAUCAAUAAUCAAAGAUGAUGUUGCUACAGUAAUGACAAGUUCAGCAGCUGGCGACGUUUAUAGCUUUGGUAUUAUUAUGCAAGAAGUUAUUCUUCGUGGACCACCAUUUUGUAUGUUGGAUCUCACACCAAAAGAAAUUAUUGCCAAAAUAAAGAAACCACCGCCACUGUUGAGACCUUCUGUAUCGAAACAAGUAGCACCACCGGAAUAUAUCAAUUCAAUGAAACAAUGUUGGGCUGAACAAGCAGAAACCCGGCCAUCAUUUAACGAUCUUGCUCAAUCGAUUAAAUUACUCAAUGGUGGAAAAAAAGUGAAUAUUGUUGAUACAAUGUUUAAAAUGCUUGAACAAUAUUCGAAUAAUUUGGAAGAUUUAAUUAAAGAACGAACAAAUCAACUCGAAGAAGAAAAGAAAAAAACAGAUAAAUUAUUAUCACAAAUGUUACCACCGAGUGUUGCUGACAGUCUCAAGUCUGGUAAAGCUGUUGAAGCUGUUUGGUACGAAUGUGUUACAAUCUACUUUUCUGAUAUUGUCGGAUUUACAACAAUAUCAGCAUUGAGUAGUCCAAUGGAAGUUGUCGAUUUACUUAAUGAUCUAUAUACAAUGUUUGAUUCAAUUCUCGAAGAUUUCGAUUGUUAUAAGGUUGAAACCAUUGGUGACGCAUAUAUGGUCGUCAGUGGUCUACCUAUUGGAAAUGGAAAAAAGCAUGCAUCAGAGAUAGCUGUAAUGGCAUUAACAUUAUUACAUGCUUGUGGCAAGUUCAAAAUUCGUCAUAUGCCGGGCGUACCAUUACAAUUACGUAUUGGUUUGCAUUCGGGUGCUUGUGUUGCUGGUGUUGUUGGUCUUCGAAUGCCUCGUUAUUGUUUAUUUGGUGAUACAGUUAAUACAGCUUCUCGAAUGGAAUCCACGGGCAUGGCUUAUCGUAUUCAUUCCAGUGAAACAACUGCAGGAUUAUUAGAAGAAAUUGGCGGUUUUCAUUUAGAAUAUCGAGGAGUAACAGAAAUUAAAGGUCGAGGUAAUUAUAAAACCUAUUGGCUGACGGGAAAAGAUGGUUUUGAUAAAGAAUUACCAGCACCAGUUAUAUCAGAAAAUAAUCAUGGUCUUGACAAAGAGCUAGUUAAAUUAGCUGAAAAAAGUGCACGUGAACGAGAGAAAUUGGAAAGUCAAAAACGUGAAGCAGCUAAUGCUGCAGUAGCAGCAGCAGCAGCAGCAGCAGCAGUAGCCACCACUACAGUAGCAACUACAGUAAAUGUAUCAUCUAGUAAUCAAAUACAAGUUAAGCCAAUUGUUGAAACUGUUUCUCCGGAUCCAAAAUCAAAAAAAUCUAGAGGUUCUCAUAUUUCAGCUGCCAAUAAUCAUGAUACAAAUGCAACAGAAGACUUAUUGAGGUUUACACCGCCACUUGAUCAGCAUCCAUCAGCGAUGACAAAUUCAACAAAUAAAUUUCCCGUAUCGAAUGAACUUCCAGCUAAAUUACAACCAAUGGAUGGACCUGACGGACCUGUUAGAAAGUCAACGAAAGCAAAAUGGUAA
This is a messenger RNA of Rotaria socialis, 3423 nucleotides long. NCBI's taxonomy places the organism in Eukaryota, Metazoa, Rotifera, Eurotatoria, Philodinida, Philodinidae. The record is from the annotation of a GenBank genome assembly.